AACUCAGCAAAGUGCAGUCCCUAGGGCGUCUAUCUAUAACAUCAGCACUUAACCGUUAUCUGAAGCGGACUUAUCAUAUUGCCAAAAUGGUUGAUGCAUUCUGUGCCACAUGGAAAUUGGUCGAUAGUCAGAAUUUUGACGAAUACAUGAAGGAACUUGGUGUUGGUUUCGCUACAAGGCAAGUUGGCAAUGUGACCAAGCCCACCAUUGUAAUCAGUCACGAAGAUGACAAAGUCGUGGUCAAGACCCAGAGCACCUUCAAGAACACCGAGGUCUCCGGCAAGUUGGGCGAGGAGUUUGACGAGACGACAGCUGACGACCGCAACGUUAAAUCUACCUUUACAAUGGAGGGAGACAACCUCGUCCAAGUGCAGAAGUGGGAUGGGAAGGAGACUAAGUUCGUCCGAGAACUCAAGGACGGGAAGAUGGUGAUGACCCUGACUUUCGGGGGAAUCCAGGCUACCCGUACAUAUGAGAAGGCAUAAGAUAGACUACCUCACAACCAGGGAUGUCGCCCGAGCAUGGGAAACCAUCAACCAAUUUGUUUUUGACUGUAUGCAAAAAUGUGCACCUGAUUGUUUUUUUAACAUGAAACAAAUGUAUUGGAAACUCAUCUUUUUUGGUAGCAAUCCAUUAACAUGUAAUACUGUAAUGUUUGUAAAGCUCUUUCAACCAUGGUUAUCAAUAAAUUACUUGUAUUACUAAA
Messenger RNA from Gadus macrocephalus (Pacific cod), 706 nucleotides. RefSeq names its product fatty acid binding protein 7, brain, a (gene fabp7a). Bases 87 to 485 code for a protein of 132 amino acids. NCBI's taxonomy places the organism in Eukaryota, Metazoa, Chordata, Actinopteri, Gadiformes, Gadidae. Gene Ontology annotation, molecular function: fatty acid binding. Gene Ontology annotation, cellular component: nucleus; cytosol. Gene Ontology annotation, biological process: fatty acid transport. The transcript is spliced from 4 exons. The record is from RefSeq and is a predicted model, not a curated record.